Danio rerio (zebrafish) is the source of this 2196-nucleotide messenger RNA. The record is from RefSeq and is a predicted model, not a curated record. NCBI's taxonomy places the organism in Eukaryota, Metazoa, Chordata, Actinopteri, Cypriniformes, Danionidae.
AUGCUUAUUAACUCAUGUUACUAUGUGGUAUUUUCCAGGCAAAACCUGCUAAACACAUUUAGAUCAAAUCUGCUGAAGAAGUUUGAGUGUCUGUAUGAGGGAACAGCGGCGCAGGGAAACCCAACACUCCUGAAUGAGAUCUACACAGAGCUCUACAUCACAGAGAGUGAGAGUGGAGAGAUCAGUCAUGAGCAUGAGGUGAGACAGAUUGAGACACAAUCCAGGAGAUCAACAACAGAGGACACAGCGAUCAAAUGCAGAGACAUCUUUACACCUUUACCUGGACAAGACAAAGCCAUCAGAACUGUGCUGACGAAGGGAGUCGCUGGCAUCGGAAAAACAGUCUCUGUGCAGAAGUUCAUCCUGGACUGGGCUGAAGAGAAGGAGAAUCAGGACGUCCAGCUCAUAUUUCCACUUCCUUUCAGAGAGAUCAAUCUGAUGAAGGACAAAACACUCAGUCUGUCAGAUCUUCUUCAGCUCUUUUUCCCUCAAACUAAAGAAAUGGAAAUAUUCAGUGACAAAUAUAAAGUGCUGUUCAUCUUUGAUGGUCUGGACGAGUGUCGUCUCCCCUUAAAUUUUAAAAGGAAUGAGACUCUGAGGGAUGUGACCAAAACAUCAUCAGUGGACGUGCUGCUGACCAACCUGAUUGUGGGGAAUCUGCUUCCCUCUGCUCUCAUCUGGAUCACCUCCAGACCAGCAGCAGCAGAUCUCGUCCCCUCUGAGUGUGUCCAUCGAGUGACAGAGGUACGAGGCUUCAAUGACCCUCAGAAGGAGGAAUACUUCAGCAAGAGAAUCAGAGAUCAGAGUCUGGCCAAUACAAUCAUCUCACACCUCAAGUCCUCCAGGAGCCUCUACAUCAUGUGCCACAUCCCAGUGUUCUGCUGGAUCUCAGCCACUGUUCUGGAGAAGAUGUUGAGUGAAGCAGAGACUGCAGAGAUUCCCAAGACUCUCACUCAGAUGUACACACACUUCCUGAUCCUGCAGACCAACAUCAAACAUCAGAAGGACUAUGAGGAGAAGCUGACAGAUGAAGACAUGAUCCUCAAACUGGGGAAAGUGGCUUUUCAGCAGCUCAUGAAAGGCAAUAUAAUCUUCUAUGAGGAAGACCUGAGAGAGUGUGGCAUUGAUGUGGCUGAAGCUUCAGUUUACUCAGGAUUGUGCACUCAGAUCUUCAGAGAGGAGUUUGGCUUGUAUCAGGGGAAAGUCUUCAGCUUUGUUCAUCUGAGCAUUCAGGAACAUCUAGCAGCUCUAUAUGUGCACCUCUCCUGUAUAAACAACAAUGUAAAUGAGUUUGAUCAAAUCAACAAACAGAGUUUGUGGUUUAAAGUUAAAGACUUGUUUCAGCUCAAUUCUUCAGAAUGUGUUUCUUUAUCUGAGCUGCAUCAGCGAGCUGUAAAUGAGGCUCUACAGAGUAAAAAUGGACAUCUGGAUCUUUUCCUGCGAUUUCUUCUGGGUCUGUCAGUGGAGUCUCAUCAGAUUCUCCUACAAAGACUACUGACACUAAAAAGCAGAUCAAUCCAGAAAAUUAAAACAGUCGAGUACAUCAAGAAGAAGAUCAGGAAAAUUGACUCUCCAGAGAGAUCCCUCAAUCUGUUUCACUGUCUGAAUGAACUGGGUGAUCAUUCACUAGUGGAGGAAAUACAGCAGUAUCUGAAAUCUGGAAGAAUAAAGCAGUCCAAACUCUCUUCAUCUCAGUGGUCAGCUGUAGUGUUUGUUUUGUUGACAUCAGAAAAUAAACUGGAUAAGUUUGAUAUUAAUGAGUUUGUUGGAGAAAGCACCAAAGCUGAGAAACUGAAGAUCCUUCAGAAGCUGCUGCCAGUGAUCAAAGUUCAUUUGAGGGAUUGUGGUCUCACAGAUGAAGAUAGUGAUGUUCUGACUUCAGCUCUGAGAUCAAACCCUGUACACUUGGGAUUUCUGAGUUUGUCGUAUAAAAAACUAAAAGAUUCAGGCAUCAAGCUUCUCUCUGCUGUACUGGAGGAUCCUCACUGUAAACUAAAGACACUGUGGUUGAGUUAUUGUGGUCUCACAGAUGAAGGUUGUGCUGCUUUGGCUUCAGCUCUGAGAUCAAACCCUGAACACCUGAGAGAACUGGAUCUGUCUGGGAAUAAACUAGGAGAUUCAGUGACUCUUCUCUCUGCUGUACUGGAGGAUCCUCGCUGUAAACUGAAGACACUUUGGUAAGAUCAUAUUUGACUC